UAUUUUGAGUAACAUUGUUCUUCAACUGGUUCUCUGAACUAGCAGGCUUUUACCGUGAGGUUUGAGAAUAAACCCUAUCUUUAUGAUCAAUUUCUGAUCCAAAUCUUGUCAUCGUACUCUCGGGUACAUGACAAUUGGUAUCUAUAGCCGUUUCGAUCUGUGAGGGAUUUAAUGGCAGAGUUUACUGAAGUUACACAACUUCAACAAAUCCCUGAAAGUGCAAAUCAACACGAGUUGAAGCUGGUGGAAAUGAACAAGAAACUUGAUAAUAUUUCGACAAAGGAGUAUGUCCAAGAACAACUGGAAAUUUUUUUUCAAUAAAUUUUAACUAAAUUUGGUGAUAUUGUUGGCGGCUCGUCAUUUGAUGAAGGUGUUUCUACGAACUGGCGACGUUAGUAGUGGAUCUGUUGCUCAAUCUUCUGAAUCUCAAGAUUUUUGUGUUUUUGCAUCUGAAGAAGCAAAAUCGGUUCCUACUUCUAUUCGUCCAGAUUCUUCUUCUCUAGUUCACUAUGAAGUUGAAUCUCAGAAAGUAUAAUCAAAUCCUUCCACUGUCGUUGACAAAGAAGACGAUGAUUCCACCGAUUCUGUGAGUUUUCAGUCGAAAGACAUAGAAGAUGAUGAAGUGAUUCAUACCGACAGUACAAAUCCUAAAAGCUCAAAGGAAUUAGCCGUUCUUCACAACAAGUUAAACUGUCCGGAUUGUCUUCAUAUUGGUAUUGGUGAUUCUCGUUGCAUACUUGAUCGUGUUCCUCCAAAACCUAAAAUCUCCGCUGCGGCUCAGAAGAAUGAAACGAAAGGCUUUCUAGGGUUUUCUUCAUCAUGGUUCUCUCAAAUGAUAUCGAUCUGUUGAAUCCAAAACCUGAUUUGGAGAAGAGGAGGCACAAGCCUAAGCGUUUGGUUCAAUCCCAAACUCCUUCUUCAUGUUCCACUAUUGUGUUUUUGCUGGCCUGCCUGCCUGUCAACGAAACUGCUUCCCAUUCAGUUUUCUAAGAGACACUCCCUAAUUGAUGUUGCGAUCAAAUGUGAACUCAGACUGUCUCGGAGACUUUUCGAUUUGUGAUGGGACAUUCUUUCCGUCUCUCCACGAUGAGAUGUCUGCAAUUGUGGGUUGUUUCAACCGGCGUGCACAGAACCUGCUACAAGUUCAUUUAUCUUCGGGUUUCAGAAAGUAUUUUACAUGGAUUAAGAGAAAACUUGUGAAAGGAAAUCACGUUGCUAUGGUUGAAGAAGGCAAAAAAGGUUUACUACAUAUCUUUGCAGGUUAUGCGGUUGGAGGAGGACAUGUAUUGCAUAUGGUUUGUGAUUUAACAAUAGCUGCUGACAAUGCCGUUUUUGGCCAGACAGGUCCAAAGGUUGGAAGUCUUGACGCAGGUUAUGGAAGUUCCAUCAUGUCUCGUUUGGUCGGGCCGAAAAAAGCACGUGAAAUGUGGUUUCUAGCUCGAUUUUACAAUGCUUCUGAAGCAGAGAAGAUGGGGCUAGUGAACGUCGUAGUACCGAUUUCGGCAGUGACAGCGACAUUUCUUCUGCAAGAAGGUUUUGCCACUUUACUUUUUACCCCAACAGGAUACUACUAUGGAUGUAGGGUGGCAGCAGUCAACCUCGUCGGCAAUACAAGCCGAAGGAAUGUCUCGCUUCACUGCUGUCUAGUGGGCACAGAAACUAACAAUUAUGCUGUCAGAUAUUAAGUGCCAAGGAUGCUUCAACAUGCAGAACAACUGUAUUCAGUCACUCACAAACAGUGGUUGUAUGUGGAAAUUGUCAAACUGUCUUGUGCCAACCAACUGGAGGUAAAGCUAGACUUACCGAGGGAUGCUCAUUCUGGAGAAAGGGAGAUUAAGCGGUUGCGAUAAGGGGAUGUUGUAGUCGAUAUUCAUUAUUACUAGUAGAACAAUGUAGAUUAUAUAGUGUUUGUUUUUAGCUAAA
Messenger RNA from Papaver somniferum (opium poppy), 1923 nucleotides. Its product is annotated as 1,4-dihydroxy-2-naphthoyl-CoA synthase-like. Gene Ontology annotation, biological process: menaquinone biosynthetic process. Lineage: Eukaryota; Viridiplantae; Streptophyta; Magnoliopsida; Ranunculales; Papaveraceae. The transcript is spliced from 10 exons. Gene Ontology annotation, cellular component: cytosol. The record is from RefSeq and is a predicted model, not a curated record. Gene Ontology annotation, molecular function: 1,4-dihydroxy-2-naphthoyl-CoA synthase activity. Bases 1008 to 1685 code for a protein of 225 amino acids.